UUAUCUCCAAAGUCCAAAGAACUGCUGGUUCUCAAUUCUCAUACAAUAAAAAAGGCAACAGUCUAUGGCUACUCUUGCUCCUCCAUCAUCCUCCUCUUUCACCUUCUCCAGUCCAGCUUUGAGGCUUUCUCAUCCUUCCCUCUUAUGCUCAUCACGCCUCUCUCUUUCUUCUUUGUCGCAAUUAUCCCCACUCUCUUCUUCUCUCUCAAUAUCUCCUUCUUUUGCUGCACAACCCAUAUGUUCAAGACGCCUCUUUACCUCUUCUUUCACAGUCAAGGCUAGUGCUGCAGAGAAAAAGAAGGUCCUUAUAGUUAAUACGAACAGUGGUGGUCAUGCAGUUAUUGGGUUCUAUUUUGCUAAAGAGCUCUUGGGUUCUGGCCAUGAAGUCACUAUCUUGACUGUUGGUGAAGAGAGCUCUGACAAAAUGAAGAAGCCUCCGUUCAGUAGGUUCUCAGAAAUUGUGAGUGCUGGAGGGAAGACAGUAUGGGGAAACCCAGCGGAGGUAGGGAAGGUUGUGGAAGGAGCAGCAUUUGAUGUGGUGCUGGAUAACAAUGGCAAGGACCUGGAUGCUGUGAGGCCUGUAGUAGACUGGGCCAAGAGUGCUGGUGUGCAGCAGUUCAUGUUCAUCAGCAGUGCUGGAAUCUACAAACCAACCGAUGAACCUCCUCAUGUUGAAGGGGAUGUUGUUAAAGCUGAUGCUGGACAUGUUGGGGUGGAGAAAUACAUAGCAGAGAUUUUCAGUAGUUGGGCUAUAUUCCGUCCACAAUACAUGAUUGGGUCUGGAAACAAUAAAGAUUGUGAGGAGUGGUUUUUUGAUCGAAUUGUCCGGAAAAGGCCAGUGCCAAUCCCUGGCUCUGGGAUGCAACUGACUAAUAUCGCCCAUGCCAGGGACUUAUCCUCCAUGCUUACUCUAGCAGUAGAGAACCCAGAAGCUGCAUCUGGCAAGAUAUUCAACUGUGUAAGCGACCGCGCUGUGACCCUGGAUGGAAUGGCCAAACUCUGUGCACAAGCUGCAGGUCUACCGGUAGAGAUUGUGCAUUACGAUCCAAAAGUUGUUGGAAUUGAUGCAAAGAAAGCUUUUCCUUUCCGAAAUAUGCACUUCUAUGCGGAACCACGAGCUGCCAAGGAAAUAUUGGGAUGGCAGGGUACCACAAACCUUCCUGAAGACUUGAAAGAGCGAUUUGAUGAGUAUGUUAAGAUUGGCCGAGACAAGAAGCCAAUGCAAUUCGAGAUUGAUGACAAAAUACUAGAGUCACUCAAAGUUCCAGUAGCCGCGUGAAUAAUAAUCACGAUAAAAAAUCUACCUACCCAUUGUAGAUGGCUGUAGGAGCUGCAUUUUAUCUCUCAUCUCUGUUCUAUAUUUUGUCAAGAAUUAUUUAAUUUAUUAAGAAAUUAUUCAUCUGCUAAUAUAAUUCUGCUUUGAUUAUAGGUCUAA
Molecule: messenger RNA, 1435 nt
Organism: Populus euphratica (Euphrates poplar)
Lineage: Eukaryota; Viridiplantae; Streptophyta; Magnoliopsida; Malpighiales; Salicaceae
Product: chloroplast stem-loop binding protein of 41 kDa a, chloroplastic
Exons: 6
Coding region: 65-1279 (404 amino acids)
Biological process (GO): monosaccharide metabolic process
Cellular component (GO): cytosol
Molecular function (GO): UDP-glucose 4-epimerase activity
Source: RefSeq, a predicted model, not a curated record